Molecule: messenger RNA, 2536 nt
Organism: Mercenaria mercenaria
Lineage: Eukaryota; Metazoa; Mollusca; Bivalvia; Venerida; Veneridae
Product: C3 and PZP-like alpha-2-macroglobulin domain-containing protein 8
Exons: 19
Coding region: 1-2427 (808 amino acids)
Cellular component (GO): extracellular region
Molecular function (GO): endopeptidase inhibitor activity
Source: RefSeq, a predicted model, not a curated record
AUGGCGUUAAAAGUUGCUUACAUUCUAUUUCAAACACAGAAUAUUUAUGUCUACAACUUUGCUAGCCGAGGUCUCCGUGGCCGAGUGGUUAAGGUCGAUGAAAAGAAACUGAAAGCCAAAAUACUUUUUGCAACACAAAACUGUGCAAAGACUUGUGGCCUCUGCAGUAAUACUGGUUUAAAGCAGGUGCAGCACACCAGGGAUUCUUUCCCAGAGACUUGGAUCUGGACAAACUUUACUGUCGGUUCAAAUGGAACUGGAACUUUAACAACCACGGUACCGGACACUAUAACAUCAUGGUACGCAACAGCAUUUUCUGUGAACACGCUGUCUGGACUAGGAAUAACCGAUGGAGCGUCUAAGUUUACAACGUUCCGGCCAUUUUUCAUCAACCUUAACUUGCCAUAUUCGGUUGUCCGCGGAGAGGAAGUUGUCAUUCAGGCAAACGUUUUUAACUACAUGGGACAGGAUCUCGAUGUUGUAGUUACGCUUGAAAAGUCUUCCGACUUUAAGGUGAUAGUUCAUGACGCUCCAGGACAUACAAUCUUUGUCUCUAAGGAUAUAACACAGACCAUACAUAUUGAAGCCGGACAGGCAAAAUCAAUCUUUGUUCCGGUUGUUGCCAAUAUCGUCGGGGUUGCAGAAAUUGCAGUGAAAGCACAGACUGUUCUGUCAGCUGACAGAGUAAAGAAAGAACUAAUUGUGGAGGCUGAAGGAACGCCCAUGCAUUUCAAUAUACCUCUGAUACUAAAUGAGAACACGGCAGUUGAUGUACCGCUUAGCUUCCCACCAAGUUUCGUUGCUGACUCACAGAAGAUUCAAGUCUCAGCAAUCGGUGACACCAUGGGGCCCACGGUGAAGAAUUUGAAGCGUUUACUGCGCAUGCCCACUGGAUGCGGAGAGCAAACUAUCACUAACCUGGCUCCGGAUGUAUUCGUUUAUAACUACUUGAAGAAAACGAACAAGCUCACGUCAGACAUCGAGUCAAUGACACUCGAGUACAUGUUGAAAGGGUACCAGCGGGAACUGACAUUUCAACGAACGGACGGUUCAUUCAGCAUCUGGGGUGAGAGUGACAACCAGGGCAGCAUGUGGUUAACAGCGUUUGUACUGAAGUCAUUCCAUCAGGCGAGGGAACAUAUUUUUGUAUCUGAUGAUGUACUGCAAAGAGCAGGCAGCUGGAUUCUUCGCUACCAGAAUUAUGACGGCUCCUUCCCAUCAGUAGGAAGCGUACACAGUACAUCACUGCGGGGGGGUUCUAGUUCUGGAUACAGUCUUACGGCAUUUGUUUUGAUAGCUCUAACAGAAGCUGAGAUGACCCUUCGAUACAGCAAUUAUAACUACAAUAACGGAAUAACAAAAGCAAGGGUGUACCUGGAGAAUGCUGUAAUCAACAAUAAUAUUACAGACAUUUAUGAUCUCGCUAUAGUCAGCUAUGCGCUUAGUAAAUCCGGAAGUGCGAAAGCCUUCUUGACUUACAAACAGCUUAAGAAUCUUGCCACUAGAACUGGAGAUGGAAAGAUGUUCUGGAACAUGACGAAGACAUGGCGUCAAAGUAGUUGGGAAUACAGCUACUACCAGAGUCCUCCUCUUGAGGUAGAGGUGGCUUCAUAUGCCUUGCUCUACCUUGUACAUAGUGGACAAAUCCAAACCGGAUAUCCGGUCUUGAGAUGGCUGGUGUCUCAGCGGAAUUCACUUGGAGGGUUUAGAUCUACACAAGAUACUGUACUUGGCCUUCAAGCGAUGUCAGAGUACGGAGCCAUGUUCAAAGAUGCCGUUGACCUUACCAUAGAUAUCACGUCUGGCAAUUUUAGUAAACAGAUACAUAUUGGUAAAUCGGAGGCGAUGGUUCUGAAGCUUGUGGAUAUACCUCACUCGGCAAUAUCUCGCAGCAACAACAGUGGCAACCAUCCUCCGACUGUUUCUCUGCAGGCUCAUGGCAAUGGCUCCGCAUUAGUUCAGGUCGCUGUGUCAUUCAAUGUGGAGACAGAAGUCUCACUCCCAGCCUUCAAUAUCACGGCAACCAUCGUCAAAGAAACACUUCGCUCUGUCAUUCUGAACGCUUGCGCAAGAUAUUUACCACAACGGUUUAAUGGUCCCGGCAUGGCUGUUAUGGAGAUCGAUCUUCCCUCAGGUUUCUCAGCUGACCUUGAAAGCUCGAACACCAAGGUUGGAAAUGCCCGACAAACGGAAAUAAGGGAAGAAAAGACGGUAGUGUUGUACUACGAUCAGAUUUUACCUUCAUACCCAGAGACAUGUGCGACGAUAGAGAUGAUCAGGACGGACCUUGUCACGAAGACAAAACCAGCGGCCAUCCGGGUGUUCGACUACUACGAACCAGAUAACCGAGCCUUGUCAUUCUUUGAAUCGAAACUACUGAAAGAUUCAUCCUUCUGUGAUAUCUGUAACUCGUGUGGAUGCAGUUAAAAGGAAGAUUGUUUGUCAUGUAUAUAUCGAUACGAAACAGUAAAACUGACACAGCUUUUCGAACUUUGAUUGUUUAGCAACUUAAAAUAACAACUACUAGAUUGAUUUA